Messenger RNA from Tarenaya hassleriana, 551 nucleotides. RefSeq lists its product as uncharacterized. The transcript is spliced from 5 exons. Lineage: Eukaryota; Viridiplantae; Streptophyta; Magnoliopsida; Brassicales; Cleomaceae. Bases 17 to 502 code for a protein of 161 amino acids. The record is from RefSeq and is a predicted model, not a curated record. Gene Ontology annotation, molecular function: RNA binding. Gene Ontology annotation, cellular component: nucleus.
AGAAGAGCGGUUGAAAAUGGCGAUGGAGAUUGCGACACCUAUUCCUGCUCCGGCUCCGGCACCAGCGCCGGAGAGAAACGUCGUCGCGGAGGAAACGGCGGCGGCGGAGAAUCAGAAGAAGAACAGGAUCCAAGUGUCCAACACCAAGAAACCGUUGUUCUUCUACGUUAAUCUCGCUAAGAGAUACAUUCAGCAGCACAACGAGGUGGAACUCUCUGCACUUGGAAUGGCCAUCACAACAGUGGUUACAAUCUCAGAGAUCUUAAAGAACAACGGGCUAGCGAUCGAGAAAAAAGUUUUGACUUCCACAGUGGGAAUGAAAGAUGAGAACAAAGGGCGAGUGGUUCAGAAGGCCAAGAUCGAGAUUGUUUUGGGGAAAUCCGACAAGUUCGAUUCAUUGAUGACACCGGCUACCACCGAAGCUCCGGUCACGGAGACGGCGGCUGCGGUUGAGGCAGAGGCAAAGGCACCGGAAGCCACCGCAAAAGAGGGCAAUGAAUAAUUCGAGAGAGAAAAAAACAAUACAUAAAACUGGAAUAGCCACAGUGAGA